AUGUCUGUGCUGCAGGAUCUAUUGGAUGAGGCCAGCAACAUGAAGUCGGCCACAACCAACUUGGUGGAUGACGUACAAAAAAUCAAGGAUCACUUAGCCAUGAUAGAUCCCUGUGGGUUUGACGAUCGGCUACGGACUUGCUUAAGUGACCAGCUGAGUUUGGAUCAUGAUGUGAAAGACUUAGAAAAGAGACUAAGCCUAUUUCCUUCUCCGGAAGAAAUGAACAAUAUGGUACGGUGGGAAGUCCUUGAGGAUGUCCUUGUAAAAGGCAAGAGAAGCCCAAGUCCUGAGACAAGUCCGGUCCAGCACUCUCCAACUGGCUCUACUUCCUCUCCUGAAAGCAGAACCCUGGGAUCUCCAGGCAUGCAGCCUCCUGGCUCUCACAGGAGAGAAGGGCCUCCAGGCACACAGGCCGGUGCACCCGGGGCUCCGAGAGGAGCAGGCGUCCCUGGAGCCCAGCCAGGAGGUCCCGGAGCCCGAGGCCAGCCAGGAGGUGCUCCUGGAGCACAAGCAGCCUACCUUGGGGGUCAACCAGGAGCUCCUGGGGCCUAUCCAGGUGUGCCAGGAGCACAGCCUGGAGCUCCUGGGGUCCAGGCGGCUCCUGGAACCUUCCCUGGAGCUCCUGGAGCACAGGCACCAUAUCCUGGGGCUCCUGGAGCCCAGGCACCUUUUCCUGGGGCCUAUCCUGGGGCUCCUGGAGCCUACCCUGGAGCUCCCGGAGCACAGGCACCAUAUCCUGGGGCUCCUGGAGCCCAGGCACCUUUUCCUGGGGCCUAUCCUGGGGCUCCUGGAGCCUACCCUGGAGCUCCCGGAGCACAGGCACCCUAUCCUGGAGCUCCUGGGGCCCAGCCUGGGGCUCCAGGGGCCCACCCUGGGCCCCAGAUGCCCUUUCCUGGGGCCUAUCCUGGGGCUCCUGGAGCCCAGGCACCUUAUCCUGGGGCUCCUGGGGCCUAUCCUGGGGCUCCCGGAGCCUAUCCUGGGGCUCCCGGGGCCUACCCUGGAGCUCCAGGAGCACAGGCACCCUAUCCUGGGGCUCCCGGCGCCCAGCCUGGGGCUCCCGGCGCCCAGCCUGGGGCUCCCGGCGCCCAGCCUGGGGCUCCCGGCGCCCAGCCUGGGGCUCCCGGCGCCCAGCCUGGGGCUCCUGGGGCCCAGCCUGGGGCUCCCGGGGCCUACCCUGGAGCUCCAGGAGCACAGGCACCCUAUCCUGGGGCUCCUGGGGCCCAGCCUGGGGCUCCCGGGGCCUACCCUGGAGCUCCAGGAGCACAGGCACCCUAUCCUGGGGCUCCCGGCGUCCAGCCUGGGGCUCCCGGGGCCCAGCCUGGGGCCCAGGCGCCUUAUCCCGGAGCACCUGGGGCAUAUCCUGGGGCUCCUGGAGCCCAGGCACCUUAUCCUGGAGCUCCUGGGGCUUAUCCUGGAGCUCCUGGGGCCCAGGCACCCUAUCCUGGGUUUUAUCCUGGAGCUCAGGCACCUUAUCCUGGGGCCCCUGGGGCCCAAGCACUCUAUCCUGGAGCCCCGGGGGCCCAGCCCGGAGUUUCCGGAGCCCCCGGGGCCCAGCCUGGAGCCCCCGGGACCCAACCAACUUAUCUUGAGGCCCAGCCUGGAGUUCCUGGGGCUGAGGCAGGCUAUCCUGGAGCUCCUGGGGUUCAGCAAGGUGUUCCUGGGGACCAGGGAGUUUAUCCUGGAGCUGCGACUGGAGUUCCUGGGGCGCAACCUGGAUUUCCUGGGCCCCCUGCAUUCUAUUUUGGAGCCCAGCCUGGACCUCCUGAUGCCCAAGCCGAUUAUUUUGGACAGCCUGUGCUUCCCUGGGCCGUGCCUCCUGGAUUUGCGCCUGCUGCAUCGCUUGUUUUGCCCGGAGCAGGCCAACUCGUGCUCCCACCUGGACCCGCACUUGGCGCUACGCCCCCAGCAUCUCCGCUGUUCCCUUCCACAACCCCUCUGCAGGAUUCCGAGACCCCCUCCUCCGCAACCACGUUGGCCCCAGCCCGCUACGCCGACACCCUGGAUGCCCUGCGCUCCCUCGCGCAGCUGACCGACCUCUGCUAUACGCUGAGAGACCAGAUCGGCCUGCUGGAUCAGUACAAGUGUAACCACAGCGACCUUCGCAGGCUGCAAGACUUCCUCACGGAUGCAAUUUAUAGGAGCCUUGCCCUCAUCCCACCUGACCUUCCAGACAAGCUUGCUGCAAUGAAGUCUAUGGAAGAAGACCUGAAAACUGAGAAAGCGAAGUUAAGUAGGAUUGAGAAGGUCAUGGAAGGAGAGCUGGAAGCAGAAGGUGCAGAUGAGAAAGUCGAAGGAGCUGGACAAAUCAACAUGCAGAUAGGUUAUCUCAGAGCAACAGUGCAGGAUAUAGAGAAAGAGCUAAAGGAGCUCAGAGCCAAGCAGGAUCUGGGCAAAGCCACGCUGGAACAGUCGGUGACCGACACUGCCGUUUACCUCCAAGAACAGUUAGACAAGCUUAGAACUGUCAUAGAGAACAUGAUGGCCUCGUCGUCCACCUUACUGUCCAUGAGCAUGCCACCCACCCCGGAGCCGGGGCUGGCUCAGGUCCAGGGCACAUGCGCAGCUUGCAGCUUAGAUGUCAGUGAGAAGGUUAGCCAGCUGUUCAAGCGCUAUGAGCAGCUGCAGGACUUGAUCAACAACUUCAUGUUGAGGCAGGCGGAAGGCAAACUAGCCAAGAAACCCAAGCAGCACCAGGAUGAAGAGUUGCUCAGCCACAUCCAGAGCACCAUCCUGCAAGUUCAGGAUGACUGUGAGAAGCUGAACACCACCACGGGCAAUCUCUUAGAAGACCAUCGCCAGAAGCAGAAGGAGAUCAGUUUGUUGUUCAAGUCUCUGGAGAAGCUAGAUAACAAGAAGGCCGACAAAGACCACAUAGUGACAGAAAUUGACGUGAAAGCAGACAAGACCGCCCUUGCUGCGAAGGUCAGCCGCACCCAAUUUGAUGCCACCACUGAACAGCUGCACAAGAUGAUGCAGGAACUGUUAAACAAGAUGGCCGGCCAAGAGCAAGACUGGCAGAAAAUGCUCGACAAGCUCUUGAUUGAAAUGGACUCCAAGCUGGACCGCUUAGAACUGGAUCCAUUCAGACAGCAGCUGGAGGAGCGCUGGAAGGAUAUUCGGAAGCAGCUGAAGCAGAGGGUGCCACAAGAUUUAGGAGAUGAAGCUGCCGGGAUCAGAAGGAGACUACUGGCUCAUUUCCACUGCAUUUCCUGUGACCGACCCUUGGAAAUGGUGGUGCCUGGCCCGCACAUCACAACACUCCCCGCUGUGCCAGGUUUACCUGCUCACCAGUCCCUCCGGCCGUACAUGGUUUAUGAAUUGGAACAAAUCAGGCAGCUGAACCGCAGCCUGAAGUUAGGACCCGGUGCUCGUUUUGAUGCACUGGAGAAGAGCGCGAGUCUCAACAAGCUCCGUCGCAUCCACUCCAAGAUGCUCAUGGACAUUCAGAAGGUGCAGAGCCAUUAUGGCGGUGGAGCAGCAAAAGUCAACGCUCAGAUGAUCAGGGAGAUCCUGCAGUCCCAAUGUCUUGGCUCAAGCCCGUACGGCAGACGUGACCGACUUCCUGAGAUGGCCGACUACAGCUACGUCAGUGUCCCUCGGCACUGUGGAGGCAGCCACACCCUCACGUACCCCUACAGGCGCUAUGGGAAACUGCAGCAGCUUGCCCAAUGUAUGCCUCCCGUCCAAACGGACGAAAAUGCCAUGCUGGCAAUGAUGAAGCAUGAAGAGGUAGAUAUCCUGGGUCUGGAUGGUCAUAUUUACAAAGGACGGAUGGACAUGCAGCUCCCUUCCAUCACCGGAAAGGACACUCCUUUUAGAUCAAGAAACAAGCUCAUUCGGUCCUCCUCACAAAGGCACCAGCCUACACUCAGUGACCUGGCUAAUCUCCCGGCUCGUCCCCACACCGCUAAAGUCUCUUUGCGCAGCUUGUCAGCUAAGUCAAUAGGGGACAAGUCCAUGGCUCGUGUAAGGGUCAAUGAAGAUGGCAGAGAAGCUCUCGAGCUGCGCAUGGAAGUUCCUUCAAGACAACGGGCUGAUGAGCAAUCCACCUAAGCAGAGCGACCCUCGCCUUAUGCUUCAAUGAGAACAUGGCUCUCACCGCUGAAAGCCAGACAAUAAAGAGUGAACAAAACAGGAAGAAAACUGUACAGACCUACUGCUGCCACAGGAACACGGCCCACAGCAGGGGCAGCCUCUAGUGCUUCCAUAUAGUGUUCGUGGGGGAAAGAAG
Molecule: messenger RNA, 4231 nt
Organism: Elgaria multicarinata webbii
Lineage: Eukaryota; Metazoa; Chordata; Lepidosauria; Squamata; Anguidae
Gene: QRICH2
Product: glutamine rich 2
Exons: 21
Coding region: 1-4053 (1350 amino acids)
Source: RefSeq, a predicted model, not a curated record